GCUGACGCACGAUGCCGGGACGGAUGAGUCCGAGAAAGCGACCGGGGGAGCGCCGGGUGUGACCCGCCGCAACAGGAAUCAUGGUGAACAGAAUGAAUCAGUGGUUGUGAACCCUUAACCCCCUCCUCGGAAGGACCAUCACCCUGUCUCAUGUGAAAGAGACAUGCAUGCAGCAGUGACUGAAGUUGCACUGAUCUGUACAUCCUUCAAAGGACGUCGACAUGGCACCUAGCUGUUAGCUAACGUUAGCUCCAGAAGAUGGCGCUAACGCCCGAGCGGCCGUAAAACCCUAAAGACGAAGAAGAAGCCGCCGCUUCCUCCUCCCGUCGCUACUCUCACGCCGUCGUGUUGACGUUCUGGUACUCGGGAGAGUCUCACAGGGAAGCUGUGAGAGAUGAACAGCGAAAACUUCAGCCUGAGUGAGAAGAUCGUGUCCACCUCUUACAUCCGACAGGGGAGCCAGGCGCGCCGGGGCCAUGAGCAGCUCAUCAGACGCUUACUGGAGCAGGGGAAGUGUCCAGAGGAAGGGUGGACUGAGAGCACCAUAGAGCUCUUCCUGAGUGAGCUGGCCCUGAUGGACAGCAAUAACUUCCUCGGCAACUGCGGCGUAGGAGAGAGGGAGGGCCGGGUGGCGUCCAGCCUUGUGGCGAGACGAAAUUACAGGUUGAUCCAUGGCAUAGGUCGGUCAGGUGACAUUGCUGCUAUUCAGCCCAAAGCUGCAGGAUCCAGUCUGCUAAACAAGCUCACCAAUUCGGUGGUGUUGGACAUCUUAAAGCUCACAGGUGUGCGGAGUGUGGCGAGCUGCUUUGUAGUUCCCAUGGCAACAGGGAUGAGCUUGACUCUGUGCUUCCUGACUCUUCGCCACCGAAGACCCAAAGCACGUUACAUCAUCUGGCCCCGCAUCGACCAGAAGUCCUGCUUCAAAGCCAUGAUCACAGCAGGCUUCGAACCGGUGGUGGUGGAGAAUGUUCUUGAGGGCGAUGAGUUGCGGACAGACGUGGAAGCGGUUGAACGCAAGAUCGAAGAACUCGGAGCCGAGAACGUCUUGUGUGUUCAUUCGACAACGUCCUGCUUUGCCCCGCGUGUCCCCGACAGGCUUGAGGAACUGGCUUCUCUGUGUGCAAAACAUAAUAUUCCCCACAUAGUUAACAAUGCAUACGGAGUCCAGUCGUCCAAAUGCAUGCACCUUAUACAGCAGGGGGCUCGUAUCGGAAGAAUCGACGCCUUUGUACAAAGUUUGGACAAGAACUUCAUGGUUCCAGUAGGUGGCGCCAUUAUCGCGGGUUUUGAUGAGUCCUUCAUACAGGAGAUAAGCAAGAUGUACCCAGGUCGAGCGUCCGCCGCGCCUUCUCUGGACGUCCUCAUUACCCUUCUCACUCUGGGAGCCAGCGGCUACAAGAAACUCCUCUCGGAGCGAAAGGAGAUUUAUUUGUUCCUGUCCCAGGAGCUGAAGAGUCUAGCCUCAGCACACGGGGAGAGAUUGCUUCACACCCCACAUAACCCCAUUUCACUGGCCAUGUCUCUGGACGGUCUCCAGGCCGAGAGCGACAAGGCGGUGACUCAGCUGGGCUCCAUGCUGUUCACCCGCCAAGUGUCAGGAGCCAGGGUGAUCCCGCUGGGUAAAGAGCAGACCAUAAGUGGGCACAGGUUCCUCGGCUUCAUGUCCCACUCUGAGGCUUACCCCUGUCCCUACCUUAACGCCGCCUCCGCUGUCGGCAUCACCCGGGAGGACGUGACACUGUGCAUCAAGAGGCUCGACAAGUGCCUCAAGACCCUGAAGAAAGAGGGAAAUGCAGCGCAAAGUAGCUCCCCGGCGGAGCCAUCGAGCCAGGGGGACCCAACCGGAGAGAGUGACGGACGGAGCUGAAAUCGGAACCCGGGUGUGAUUUCUUCUUCUGAGCCUUCUGCUGCCUCUUCUUUAAUUCUUACCCUGAUUUGAGCCGUGUAUGUGUGUGUGUGUGUGUGUGUGUGCGCGCGCGUCCACGAGUGGCUCUCGCUGACGGACUAUCAAUCCGGACAUUGUAAUAAGGUCAAAGCCUCGAGCUCAGCGCGCAACAGCUGGCGCCGGUGUUCGUUACAAACCAAAGUGAGAAUCGCUGAGGUCACUGAUUCAUUUUCUGCUCGGUGAAGGUGUGUCAGCAGAUAAUGGAAGGACACACGCUGCACACGAAUGCUUGGUGGGAACAUGUAGUUCACAAAGCUAAACCAAAGUGUCUGCGAAAACCUCUGCGCAACUAAAUUGUGUAUUUUGGACUGAAAAUAGAAUAUGGAUAAAUUAUGUAAAAAACGGCCUCUACUUCGGGUGUGUCUUUUCUCUUAAUUAAACCUUUUUUUGCCUGCCGUUGUAAGCUGAAACAUAAAAGAAAGUAGCCUGUCCUGCCGUGUGAAAACAAUGCUAGAAUGUGACUAAUUGUGAUUCCCUCGCUCGUGUCAGGCAGCGAGUUCAUGUGCGUUCUGGUUUGAGAAAGCAUCAGGCCGCUCUUCCACCCACUAAUAUGUGAAACAAUAUAGCCUUAUGAUGUAUGUUGUGCCAUGUCCUCUGCAGUGUGGUGUAAUGAGAUACCGAAGCCGUUGAGCCAUUAUCUCCAUUUGAAGCCUGUCCAUUGGAUCGGCUCAUUUACUUUCAGGCUGCGGAAGCCAUGGCAAAGGAUCACAUAAUCAAUGAAGUACACCAAAUAUAGAUCUACCCUGUUUGAUAAUAGAAAUGUUUACCCAACCAGUACCGUAUACAGCAUGAACCAUUUAAGAGAGAUGCUAUUAAAUGUUAUACGGUAGUAUUUUACUGUUAAACGGAGUAGGAUGGAUUUGGAUUUCAGUCAGAAUAGAAUCCAUCUUUAAUCUUUUUUGGUCAUACUGCUGCACUCCAAUCCUACUCAUUCGUAAGCGGCGCAGGUGGUGCCCCGAGGCACAAGAAAUCAACUCCUACUGAAGUCUCGCUGACUGCGGUAUUCCUACACUGCGCCCGCUCCUUCAUCUGCUGCCCAUUAUCAAGGUUGAUUGUUGUUUGAAAGCUCAGGACACGCCAAGUCGGUUACCUCUGCCACGCUCUGGUCGUUCAUAUACCGGCGCAUUAGCCAAAACUGGAACUUCCAGCUGCUGUGGUCGUCGCGAGGUCUGGGCCUUUUAGUUCCUCCUCAAACGCAUGGUCUGCAUGCGUGUAGCAGCAAAAGAAACAGCCAUCCAAUC
Pungitius pungitius (ninespine stickleback) is the source of this 3186-nucleotide messenger RNA. RefSeq names its product Sep (O-phosphoserine) tRNA:Sec (selenocysteine) tRNA synthase (gene sepsecs). NCBI's taxonomy places the organism in Eukaryota, Metazoa, Chordata, Actinopteri, Perciformes, Gasterosteidae. The coding region runs from base 395 to 1867 and encodes 490 amino acids. Gene Ontology annotation, biological process: selenocysteine incorporation; conversion of seryl-tRNAsec to selenocys-tRNAsec. The transcript has 13 exons. The record is from RefSeq and is a predicted model, not a curated record. Gene Ontology annotation, molecular function: O-phosphoseryl-tRNA(Sec) selenium transferase activity; tRNA binding.